This is a messenger RNA of Portunus trituberculatus (swimming crab), 5162 nucleotides long. RefSeq names its product ras-related protein Rab-11A-like. The transcript is spliced from 6 exons. Gene Ontology annotation, cellular component: recycling endosome. Gene Ontology annotation, molecular function: GTP binding; GTPase activity. The record is from RefSeq and is a predicted model, not a curated record. Bases 222 to 863 code for a protein of 213 amino acids. NCBI's taxonomy places the organism in Eukaryota, Metazoa, Arthropoda, Malacostraca, Decapoda, Portunidae. Gene Ontology annotation, biological process: exocytosis.
ACCAGCAUAAAGAAUCAAAUCGUAUUGGAGAGAGGGCGGUGCGUGAAUCCUCCUCUGAAACCUGCGCCUUCCCACAACCAGAGGCGUAAAGGGUCGCCAUCUUGAAUUACCGUGAGCCAGUCCUGCCGCUUUAUCGCCGAAUAUCUGAGCCAUCACGUGUAAAAACUCGAGACGGGGGACUUUUGUUUACGUUUUAUCAUUUUCCACUCCCCCCUUGCGAGAUGGGAAACCGCGACGACGAGUACGAUUAUUUAUUCAAAGUGGUACUAAUUGGUGACUCUGGUGUGGGCAAGAGUAACCUCCUCUCAAGAUUCACCAGGAAUGAGUUUAAUCUUGAGUCUAAAUCCACGAUCGGUGUUGAAUUUGCCACUCGCAGCAUAGAGGUUGAUGGGAAGACAAUUAAGGCACAGAUUUGGGACACAGCUGGGCAGGAGCGUUACCGAGCCAUUACCUCGGCUUACUACAGGGGUGCAGUGGGAGCCCUCUUAGUGUAUGACAUUGCCAAGCUUCUCACCUACAACAAUGUUGAGCGCUGGCUGAAGGAACUGAGAGACCAUGCUGACCAGAACAUAGUCAUUAUGCUUGUUGGUAACAAGUCGGAUCUGCGCCACCUGCGGUCAGUGCCCACCGAGGAGGCCAAGGCAUUCGCUGAGAAGGAGGGCCUGUCCUUCAUCGAAACCUCUGCGUUAGACUCCACCAAUGUUGAGACUGCCUUCCACAACAUCCUCACAGAAAUCUACCGCAUAGUGUCAAGGCAGCAGCUCCCUGACAGCGGCACGUGCGAGCCUCCUGGUGGGAAAACGAUCACUGUUGAACCUACAGAGGAUACUAAUAGAUCUACUAACAACUGCUGUGCCCGUUAGUCCCACCAACACCCCCUCCCCCCACCACCACCACCACCACCACCACAACCAGUCCCCCUCUUCACCUACACCCUGCCAUCCUUGUCCUAACCACCACUACCUGAUGUCCCAGUAAUUCUUUUUGUCUCUCUCUCUCUCUCUCUCUCUCGCUCUCGCUCUUGCUCUUGCUCUUGUUCUCGCUCUUGCUUUCUCUCUCUCUCUUGCUAUUGCCACUGGUGUGUGUGUGUGUGUGUGUGUGUGUGUGUGUGUGUGUGGUGGUUGUGCUGUGACAGGGUUCUGGAGAGGGGCAGCUGGUCACACACACACACACACACACACACACACACACACACACACACACACACACACACACACACACACACACACACACACACACACACUGGGCAUUGAGGUUACUCUGCUGAGGAUGUUGGGAAAUAUAAUUAUACAUAUAUAUAUAAUAUUGUUUGCUCACUUAUGAUGCAAUCUCUGUUUAUUCCUCUUCCUUCCUUCCUUCCUUUCCUUCCUUCCUUCAUUCAUUCCCUCCUUCCUUCCCAUCACCACCACCACCACCUCCUCCGAGAGAGAAGACCAGCCACCCUUACCUUUCCUUGAGGAUUGUGAUAACACUGUCCAUAUUCACAGUAUGUAUAAUCAGUGUUAGGGACGCCAGUGUUGAGAUUAGGGUUAAGGCAACAGCCGCCACACACACACAGGUAGUGAGUGGGACAGGGACAUGUUUGGCUCAGUUUUGUUGAAGCUGCAAAUUGUUUAUAUUAUUAGCUUAAAAGUUAUUAAAGAAGAAAAAAAAAUAUGAAAAAAAUGAAAUGUGGAUUGCUACACUAUAUUACUAGUAUUGUUUGGUGAUUUUUGUUUAUUUCUCUUUUUUUUUUGGUUUCUUUGUUUAUUUUUUGUCAAGACGUUUGAGUCAGAAUUGGACCAAAGUGUGAUUAGAGGCAAAUUUUUGUGCAAGGUGUUGCUCCCAAAGGUUAGAUGUAAAUGUGGUCAAAGUCUAAGAAGCACUGUCACUGUCACCCUGUUCUGUAUCAUUCUUCACUGUACAGAGAGCUUCUUGCUUCAUAUCAAGCUAUUUUGUAUCAGCAGAAACAAUUAUCCCUUUGUCUCAGUCCAAUGUGCUGCUGCUGCUGCUGCUGCAGAGGUAGGCUAGCGCAUCGUUGGUGGGGCCGCUGCCGCCGCCGCUGCAGCCCACCAGGCAUAUCAGGAGUGUGUGGCGCGGCUCACCAACUGGGUGGAACAGUGUGUCAGGGCUGCCUUAGUGCCCUGAGGGUGACGCCCUGUGUUGGUGACUGCCACCUGUGUCACAACAGACCACCAGAUGUCACCACCACUGCUGCCACUCAUUUGUUUCACCAGUCAGUCAGUCAGUCAGUCAGCCAGCCAACCAGUUAGUCAGUCAGUCAGUCAGUCAGUUGUUUCCCUGCUGGUCCGGGAGCGUCUCGUCUUGACCCCCAUGCUGCCGCCGCCGCUGCCGCCACCAAGACCAGGCAUGCCCAGUGAAAAGUUGUUGUUAUCUUGGGGUUCUGUAAUAAUAAUAAUAUUAAUAAUAAUAUUGAUGAUAAUAAUAAUGAUCAUAAUGUUUGCCAAAUAUUUAGUUACCCUUUCCCUUCACUCUUAUGUCCAUCCAUGUCCAGCCUGGCACUGAGCUUCACUCUCAGAGGCAAGGGUGCAAUGCAGGCUGUGGCCACUGACAGACCCACCGCCACCACCACCACCACAAACACCACCACCACACCAUCACCCUCCCAUUAGGCAGUGUAGAGACAUACAGACAGACAGAGGGGCAAAGCAAUCUAUGAAGGACAAUUGAUAGUGAAUUACACACACACACACACACACACACACACACACACACACACACACAGCAAUAUUGUUCAUGUUUUGGACAGAAUCACAUUCCAAAUAUUCAGACACAGUGAAAAGUUUACACAACAAGAGUUACCUUGGCUUGCCCUCCUUUGUGACACUGCUGCACCUUGAAACCUUCACUGACACCUACUGAAUAUAACCUUUCUUGAUUUGUAAAGACAUGCAAGCCAACUCUUGUGUGUGUGUGUAGCUGUGUUGGCAUCUCGAGCACUUGUUGCACUCAAAACUAAGAAUUGCUGUUAUUUUAAAAUUGGGAUAACUUAUUUUGUGCAUCUCUAGUACAUGUUGGCUCUGUUAAAACUAGAGAUGUUACUAUGAAUCAGUGAGAUAUCUUUGCAUGUCCAUUAAAGCACUCAAAACUAAGGAUUCUGUUAAUAUAAAUUGGCAUAACUUAUUUUUCCCAUCUCUAGUACAUGUUGGCUCUGUUAAAACUAGAGAUGUUAAUAUAAAUUGGUGGGAUAUCCUUUUGCAUGUCCAUUAAAGCACUGUUUGGGGUGUGUUUCAUAUCUAAACUGGGAGCAUUAUUGGAUUUUGGAGUGACUGGGUGACUGGUGCUUGUGUGUUAUCAAAGAAGUGUGAUUACCAUGCUACACAAACACUGGGAGGAUGAGAGAAAGUUUGGGUCAAGGUUACAAGAAGGGAGGUGAUGUGUUGCCUUUAGAAAUGAACCCAGAGUACCUUGAGUCAUUUAUAAAUUGAUGUUUUUACACACACACACACACACACACACACACACACACACACACACACACACACACACACACACACACACCUCUCCAGUGAAAUUUGUCAAUCAUGUUUUGUGUUUUUAGAGCUGAUUUAAAUGCCUGUCACUGCUUUCCUGUCCUGGCUAGUGUAAAUUAACAAACAUUUCUUGUAAGGUAUCAACAAGUCAACCUGUGCAGUUCCUCACCUUAGAGUUAUCAAUGCAGUCAGUCGGUCAAUCGUUCAGUCAGUCAGUCAGUCAAAAUUAAAACUAUACCCUUCUAAAACACAAUAUCUUAAUUCCUGUAUUCCAGUUCAUGUGACAGAUUUAUACUGUAUCAUUGCAUCCAUCAACUACCAACACCCUUUAUCUUCCUUGGUUAGUCAGUCAGAAUUACAACCAUAUCCUUGAAAACAAUAUCUUCAACUGUUCCUCUAAUUCUUGCUCAUGUGACAAGUACCGUAUCAUUUCAUCCAUUUAGCACCAACUCUCCCUUCUCCUUCCUAAGUCAAUCAGUCAGAAUUUUAAAUCUAAGCUGCUAAAUACAAAAUCUUAAGCAGUUCCUCUAUUCCAGCUUAUGACAAAUACUAUAGUUUCGUCCAUUAAACACCAACUUACCUUCUCUCAAAGUCAGUCAGAAUUAAAACCAAGCUUCUAAAUACAAAAUCUUAAACAAUUCCUCUAUUCCAGCUUAGUGACAAGUACUUUAUCAUUUCACCAAGCACCACCUCCCUUCUCAAUCUGUCUCUCAAGCAUUAAACCUUGUGAUUCAGUACCCAAUGAGUUGACAGGUGACAGGGAUGGCUAACCUUGUAGGGCACUAAAGAUUGGACCAUGUUGCUGAUAGAGACUAAGGGCAUUGUCUCGGAAAGUCACUGUGUUUUGUCUAAUUUGAGGGGUGCUUUGUGAGAGAGAGUGAGAGAGAAAGAUGUGUUAUAUACUAGUAUGCCUCUUCAUGAGUUGUAUCACUUUGUAGUAUGUUUUAUAUGGGUUAUCAUAAUCAUUUUGAAUUAGAAUUGUGUACAAGUGCUAAAAAUUCCUGUGGUGAUUUGAGAAUAAGAGACACAAACACACAUACACACAGAUAUGCUAACACACACACACACACAUGACUGCGAAAUUAGCAAGACUUUCUCUACCAUGUCAUAUUAUUAGCACAGGUUGUAAACAAGAGAGAAACUGGAACAUUUACUUUGGUUACUGUGAGAAUUGUUUACUAAGUGAUAUUGUGAUCAGAGAGAGAGAAAGAGAGAGAGAGAGAGAGGGACAUGGUAGAGACUGAGGCCCAUAUUAAAAAAUGCUUUGCUCUCUCACCACGACUAUUUUCCAAGGCCACAGAAAUGACUAGCAGGGUUUUCAAGAGUGUUUCUACAGUUAAUAGUGUAGAAAUCAUGCCAAUCUGCCUCUAGAAACGUAAAAAUACUUUAAAAAACUCGUGUAAACUUAAAUAGAGCCUUUUGAAAUAGUGGAGGUGAAGCGCAGAAAUGUUUGAGAGUACCAGCCUGAGUGCCCCAGUGUUACCAGCCAAGGGGGCAGUGUUUCAGUUAGAACCUUCUUGCCUUGGUUAGCUAAUGUCGCUCUCUGGAAAGUUAUAUCAUCAUUGCCCUGUGAUUUCAGCAAGUCAUGUGUAGCUCAGUUUUUUCCACGCUUGCAUAGGAAAUUUUGUAAAGCAGUGUAAAGAUGCACAUUAUUUGCAAUAAAAUAAUGCUAAAUGAUUACAAACUUUA